Poecilia latipinna (sailfin molly) is the source of this 2194-nucleotide messenger RNA. RefSeq names its product nuclear factor 7, brain-like. Gene Ontology annotation, molecular function: zinc ion binding. The transcript is spliced from 2 exons. Bases 105 to 1436 code for a protein of 443 amino acids. NCBI's taxonomy places the organism in Eukaryota, Metazoa, Chordata, Actinopteri, Cyprinodontiformes, Poeciliidae. The record is from RefSeq and is a predicted model, not a curated record.
CUGUUAAAAACGCUGCAUGAAGCUUGGGCGGGGCUCCUCCAGUAAACAGGAAGUUAUUUCCUGAAUCACAGAUACACACACAGGAGAGCAGAUCAGCCAGAAGCAUGGCGUCUUCUUCCUCCUUCUCAGAAGAUUUGACUUGCUCAGUGUGUCUGAUCAUCUUCACCGAUCCAGUAACCCUCUUCUGUGGACACUCUUUCUGCAGGGAGUGCAUCACACUUUCUUUGAAAUCACUGAAUCAAUGCCCACAAUGUCGGGCGACUGUUCCUACCGACAUGAUGGAUUUCACAACUAAUCACAUCUUAAAAAGCCUUGCUGAAAAAGCAAAGAAGGAAAAGAAAUCUGGAAAAGACACUGAGGCUGCUGUGGGGUUUUGCCCGGAACACGACGAAAAGCUGAAGUUGUUCUGCGUCACUGAUCAGCAGCUAACUUGUAUUAUAUGCAGAGACUGUGAAAGACAUGAAGGACACAAGUUUAAACCAGUCAAAGAAGCUGCUGCAUCAAUCAGAAAGGAGGUAGAGACUCUGGUGGAAAAAGAAACCUCUGACAUCUGUGCCAUAGAACAUCUGGUCGAGUCACAGAAUGAAGAAAUAAGAAAAUCCGAAGAGAAAUCUCAGCAGCUGAGGAUCCAGAUUAGCAGCCAGUUUCAGGAGAUGCACCAGUUUUUGAAAAGGAGAGAAGAUGAAAUUCUGAAUGAGCUGAAAGACAAGGAGAAAGAUGAGCUUGAGAAGAUGAGAAGGAGCUUAAAUGUUGUUGAAAAAGCUUUAACUGAAGGCAGAGAGGUGGGGGAACAGAUGAAAUCUGUCCUGGAGGUUACAGAUCCAGAGAGUUUCCUAAAGAGCUGGUCAGAGAGCAAAAUGACACCAAAACCCAAAUCCAACCCCAAAGCAUCAGAUCUCAGAGUGGUGACCUCUUCUCUCUCACUGGGUCACUAUGAGAGCCACCUGCAGUUGUUUGUGUGGAAGGAGAUGCGACAGAUGAUCCAGCCUCAAGCAGAAAGGCUUUUAUUUAAGACCCAAGAUCCACCUGAUUGGUCAAAACGGUCUCGUCUUUCUUGUUCUUGUAAAGUGUCUACAGGGCCGGUAGGUUUCUCUAAUUUAUUUUCCUCAUGCAAUUGUAGUUCUAACUAUAACACUUUACUAUCAGAAUGUCAGAAAUACUACACACUUCAAACCACCAACAUAGUUAAUGUAAAUCAGAUCGCACCAGGACCACAUUAUUGGGAGAUAGAUGUUGAAGACAAGAAGUGUUGGACAGUUCAGAUAAAGAAUCAUUCCCUGAUGUUCAAAAAUAACAAAUACACCACUACUCACAAAAAAACUGUAAAAGAAGUAAAGUUUGCAAACAAACCUAAAAAAAUUGGCUUUUAUUUGAAUGGCAACUCUGAGGAGCUCCACUUCUUUGAUGCAGACACCAUGCAGCAUGUUGAAGUUUAAGUUCAGUAUGAGGACAAUGUAGAAAUGGUUAUGUAAAAAGCUAAAGUGUCAGAAAUGAAAUAAUUUUGUUGUGGGGUGAACUUAAACAUGCUGUUGAUGCUAAAAGAAAUUCCACUGUGACUUUUUUAACAGCGAUUCUAAAGUCUCUGCUAAAACUCUUAUUUGAUUAAAGGUUUUGGCAGAAAGAGGGGAACAACCGGUUCUUAGGUUCAGGUUGCAUUUGCAUUUUCACCCAGGAACAGGCUGGUAAAUUCUUUACCUUGACAAAUUCUGUAAUUGGACAAAUGCUGCUGUUGCUGGCAACCCUGUAAUAAGAAACAACUUGUGGAUAAUGUGGUUUAUCUUCAUCUAUGGUCUUUUUCUCUUUUUUUCUGUGUUUCAUCUUUGCUCUUUUAAAAGCUGAAUUUAAAAACAUACUAUACCUUAGAUCUGUUGUAAACAUUUAUUUGUUAAACUGAAGCAUUUUCUUAGCCUAUAGCCAAUGUAAAAAUGCUUAUGAAAUAUUGUGACUUAAAAUUUCAUUUGGUUUUCAUUUGUUGACUUUUAGUCAACAAAUUGGUCAAAAAAUUGGUCCCUCAUCUGGAGUGACCAAUUUUCUGAAAGCUGAGCCUGAUCUCGCUCGGGUACCACCAGGAUUAGACUUUAAUGAAUGCGUUUGAAUUGAAAUUUUAUGACAUGUACAAUGUAAUUCUUGUUUGCUCUUUUAAUAAUCUAAAUGUAAAACACUUGGAUGAUAUGAAUAAACAAAGAAAAAAAAA